AUGGAGGGAAGUGGGAGUGACGAGGAGGUAGUGCCGAUGGAGCUGGUGGCGAGUUACGAGAGGGUGAGGAGGCUGGCCUCAGGGAACGCAGUGGUGGUCUUCAGCUUGAGCGGGUSCUGCAUGUGCCACGUAGUGAAGCGUCUACUGUUCGGCCUCGGCGUGGGACCCACCAUCGUCGAGCUCGACGAUGAGAAAGGUGGGAGAGAGAUGCAGACCGUGCUGUUCCAGCUGGUUGGCGACGUCCAGCAGCCCCUCCCGGCGGUUUUCAUUGGCGGCAAGUUCCUGGGUGGCCUCGAGACCGUCUUGUCCUGUCAUAUUAUCAUGGCUAUUGGCUGGUUACAGUUACAUGGAAUUGUUUUUCUUUUCAGUAUAGAAAAACCUAUGGUGCCAGAAAGACAUGAUAUUGGAGAGGCUUUGAUCAAUCAAAACCCUUAUGAAUCUGGAUGA
This is a messenger RNA of Nelumbo nucifera (sacred lotus), 447 nucleotides long. Lineage: Eukaryota; Viridiplantae; Streptophyta; Magnoliopsida; Proteales; Nelumbonaceae. The record is from RefSeq and is a predicted model, not a curated record.